Paramecium tetraurelia is the source of this 525-nucleotide messenger RNA. RefSeq lists its product as uncharacterized. The record is from RefSeq and is a predicted model, not a curated record. Lineage: Eukaryota; Ciliophora; Oligohymenophorea; Peniculida; Parameciidae. The transcript has a single exon.
AUGAAUCAGAUAAAAGAGCUUGAGAUUAAAUGUUCUAUAGAAGAUCAUGAUUAUGCCUAAUUAGUUUGUUUAAAUAAAGAGUGUAAAGCUAAUAGAGUUUAUUGUGACUAAUGUAUAAGAAAUGGAGAUCACAUUGCUCAUAUUAAUGAUUAAUGGAAUAUAUAAAAAUUAAUUCUGAUUUUUUAGAAUAUAGAGAAAGAAAGCGAAACCUUAAAAUCAGAUUUGUGUUUGAUAAAUUAAGAAAUUAAUAAAAUAUUUACUUAAUUAAAUUAAAAGAUUACAAAGAAAUAUCAAUAUUCCAAAGAGAGAUUAUAAAAAUUGGAUGCAAAACAAUUACAUUAAAUCUUAAAUUACAUUAUUAAAUAUGAAGAAGUUGAAAAAAGUGUAUUAAACGAAGUUAAAAAAUGUUCAGAUGAUAUGAUCAUGCAAAUAAAAAGAUAUACUUCAGAAUUGAAAAUAGAAGAGUUACUCAUUAAAAAUUCAAGAAAAAUAAAAUACAACACAGUUAUUUUAAAAAGGUAUUGA